UAUCUUCUUAUCAUGUACAAAAACAUACAAACCAAUCCAACCAAAAUGGACACAUGUGCUUUCAAAUAUUCUCCACUCAAACAUCAAAUCACUUCCAUAACACAUCAUCACAACAAGACCGCCACUCGUUAUUUGACUAAUAACAAUAAUCCAUUCAAAGUGUUGUUGGCGAGUAACAACAAAAGCCAGGUGUCAUUUAAUGAAGCUGCAUAUGAAUCCGAAAGGCUUCGUUUGGAUGCUAAAGCAAGAGAAUCAAUGGCCAUUGAAGCAGCUGAGAAAGCAAGUAAAAAUGUUGAUGAUCCAAAAGCAUGGAAAUGGGUUAUUAGAAAAAAGGUUUGGGAUUUGAUGGAAGCUAAAAACAUUGCUCAGUUUCCUAGACCUGUUCAUCAUAGGAUUCCUAAUUUUGUUGGUGCCUCUGUUGCUGCUCACAAAAUGAGUAGGUUGGAGGUGUUUCUAGAGGCUCAAUGUGUGAAGGUGAACCCUGAUACACCUCAAAAGCAAGUCAGAUUUUUGACACUUAAUGGUGGAAAGAAACUACUUACUCCCCAGCCUCGUUUAAGGACCGGGUUUUUCUCAGUACUUGAAUCGAAUAAUUUAACUCCUAGUACCAUGAAUGAGGCAUGUACUUCUAUUGGGGUUGCAAAAUAUGGAAAGCCCAUUGGUUUGGAUGAGAAUAUUAAGGUUGAUGUCAUUGUGAUUGGCUCGGUCGCUGUUGAUCCAAUAACUGGGGCUCGACUUGGAAAGGGUGAGGGAUUUGCAGAACUUGAAUAUGGAAUGCUGCGUUACAUGGGAGCAAUUGACGACUCAACUCCAAUUAUAACAUCAGUGCAUGAUGAACAGCUGGUAGAUGAUAUUCCUGUCGAGAAGCUACUUAUCCAUGAUGUACCUGUUGACAUCAUAUGCACUCCAACCCAAGUUAUUUUUACAAACACACCCAUCCCGAAGCCUCAAGGAAUUUAUUGGGACAAAUUGUCACCUGAGAAGCUGGGUCAGAUCAAAGUUCUUAGAGAACUGAAAGCCAAAAUCGAAAGAGAAUCUGGGCGGAGACUUCCUAGUGGCCCUUCUGAAAAAUUGCCCCCGACUGCUAAAAGAGGAAGAAAGCGAUAGUUUACUUCUACAUUCUGAAACAAAAAAUGCAAAACAAUUUAAUAAGAGGAGUUUAUUCCUUUUUUUUGUAAAUUGUUCUUACGUUGUAAAUGAAUAGCUGAUAGUUCACUUCUUCAGCAAAUACCGAUCCCUUUUCGUGUGCACAAAAAUGCUACAUGAACUAGAAAGCAUAGGGUAGGGUCCAUAACUGUACGAUGUAACACAAACAGAUACUAUAAAUUUUGUGUAUUUGACUUUUUACAAAACAAAAACAAGUUCUACAUUGCUGAAA
Messenger RNA from Erigeron canadensis, 1378 nucleotides. RefSeq names its product 5-formyltetrahydrofolate cyclo-ligase-like protein COG0212. Gene Ontology annotation, cellular component: cytoplasm. NCBI's taxonomy places the organism in Eukaryota, Viridiplantae, Streptophyta, Magnoliopsida, Asterales, Asteraceae. The record is from RefSeq and is a predicted model, not a curated record. The transcript is spliced from 6 exons. The coding region runs from base 13 to 1107 and encodes 364 amino acids.